Molecule: messenger RNA, 1152 nt
Organism: Adineta steineri
Lineage: Eukaryota; Metazoa; Rotifera; Eurotatoria; Adinetida; Adinetidae
Source: the annotation of a GenBank genome assembly
AUGGCAAAUGAUAAUGAACCAAGUACAUAUGAAGAAGCCUUAGAACGUUAUAUUGAAUAUCGAACACGUUUUGAACGUAUCGAAAAUGAAUUUGAUGAAUAUCAACAAUCAUCAUUAAAUUAUGAACAAGAAUUAGAAGUACAAUUAAAACAAUUAGAUAGUCAAACACAUCGAUUACAACAAGAACUAUUUGUUGAACGUACACAAAAUGAACAAUAUCGUGAACGUAGUGAACAAACUAUAAAACAGUUCGAUAAACGUUUCGAUCAAUUACAAGAAGAAUUAAAUGCUUGUAAAAAUUUAAAUGAAAAACUAACAACGUAUAUUAGGGAAUUAGAACAAACUAAUGACGAUCUUGAACGAAGUAAACGAACAUUGUUAGAUAGUUUAUCAACGUUUGAAACGCAACUUAAUCGUGCAUUAGAACAAAACGCUUUAUUAGAAAAUGAACUUGAUGAAAAACAACAGUUAACCGAAACGGUCCAAAGAUUACGUGAUGAAACUCGAGAUUUACGUGAAGAACUUGAUGUAUUACAUAAAACAAACACAGAAAAAGCUCUCAGUGCAACGAAUACAUCUACGAAAGGAACGCCAAUUGUAAAUAGUAGUCGAAUGAAAAGUAUUUUAUCCGAAGCAGCAGCUUCUGGGGCAACACCAGUACAUGAUUCAACUCUUCGACAAGGCUUAGCCAAUGGUCAUUAUAAAGCUCCAUCGUCUUUACAUGGUCAUAUAAAUGGAAUUUCCUCUCCUUCAACACCCAAACCUCCUUCUCUAUCUUCUGCAACAGAUUUUACUCGUAUUGUUGUGCCUGGUUCGCCAUCUUCAUCUACAGAACAGCAACUACCAACAAAUAUAAACAGUCCAAAUGGUUAUUCAGCUACACUACCAAAUGAUUUUACACAGCCAUUAUCUGUACCAACUCGAUUACAAUCUCUAAAUUUAAUCAACGAAGCAUUUAGACGUUUCAGCGCUAUUGAAGCGACAUUAGCAGCUCAACGUAAACAAUCUCAGAUGACAUCAUCAUCAAUAAAUCCUCAUCGUUCACGACUAAAUUCUACAACCAAUAAUUCAACGACAAAACAACAACAACAGCAGCAGCACCAGCAACAGCAGCAAAAUAAUGAAUCGACUAUGGCUCAAGCACAAUCUUAA